Seriola dumerili (greater amberjack) is the source of this 1345-nucleotide messenger RNA. It is a transcript of the gene paqr8, whose product is annotated as membrane progestin receptor beta-like. Gene Ontology annotation, molecular function: steroid binding; nuclear steroid receptor activity. The record is from RefSeq and is a predicted model, not a curated record. NCBI's taxonomy places the organism in Eukaryota, Metazoa, Chordata, Actinopteri, Carangiformes, Carangidae. Bases 159 to 1235 code for a protein of 358 amino acids. Gene Ontology annotation, biological process: response to steroid hormone. The transcript has 2 exons. Gene Ontology annotation, cellular component: plasma membrane.
AUCCAAGCAUGUGCUCUUUCUGAUGGAGGAAAGCCUGUAAGGCAAGACAAGACUUCCUUCCCUUCCUGCAGAGACGUGCGACUCCAGAGGGGCAACAGGUGUUCACGAUACCAGCAGUUUUGUCUCCAGCAGUCCUCUCCCACAUCCACCACUCAGCUAUGUCUGGUGAUGUUCUGCAACGCUUCAGCACCUUGACCUUGAACAUCAAGCACCUCCGCCGGCUCCCCCCUCUGUCAGACCUCGUCCCUGCCUCGGUGCCGUCGCCCAGCCCCACCGUCACCGCCUCCCAGGUGCCCAGCCUGUUCCGAGAACCCUACAUCCUUUCAGGCUACCGUCCCGUCCGGCAGGAUUGGCGCUGCUACCUCCUCAGCCUCUUCCAGAGACACAAUGAGUCCCUGAACGUGUGGACUCAUUUGCUUGCAGGUCCUGUGCUGCUGGUCCGCUGGUGGGCCAACGUAGUCACCCUGGGGUACACCUUGGACGCAGCAGCUCUACCUCUGAGCCUCUUCUUGGUGUCUUCUUUCACCUACCUGUUCUUCAGUGUUGCAGCUCACCUCUUACAGUCUCACUCCGAACGCGCACACUACUUCUUCUUCUUCAUGGACUAUGUGGGUGUAGCUGUGUAUCAGUAUGGUUGUUCACUUGGACAUUAUUUCUACACGUCAGAGGCAGCGUGGAGAGAAAGCUACAUAGGGCUGUUGUUUCUACCCGGAGCUGCCUUCUUUGGGUGGUUCUCCUGUGCUGGCUGCUGUUUCGCCAAAUCCAGGUACAGGCGGCCGUACCCACUGCGGCGUAAAAUCUGCCAGCUUAUCCCUACCACCCUAGCAUACCUGCUGGACAUCAGCCCCGUAGCCCACCGCCUGUUCACCGUCUCCUGGACACAAGAGCCCUCCCUGCCCUUCCACGCCCUCCAGAUUGCCUCCUUCCUGCUGUCCGCCCUCUUCUUCUCCUGUCCCAUCCCCGAGCGCUUCUUCCCGGGCCGCUGCGACUUUGUGGGCCAGGGUCACCAGAUCUUCCACCUGUUUCUGUCCCUGUGCACCGUGUUCCAGCUGGAGGCUUUGUUCCAGGACUACGCCAGGCGGAGGGAUACGGUGGUGGAGGUAUUUGGAGAGAGACAGCUGUGGUGGGGUUGUGUGUCCUUCCCCGUUCUGUUUCUGUGCUGCAUCCUGACAGCACUCAUCACAAUGAGGCGCACGAAUAAACAACUGCAGGGUGAAGAAGAGAGAGACAAGUGACAUGUUUGUGUUAGCAUGUGUUUAUGUGGGUGUGUGUGAGAGAGUGAGAGAGUGAGAGAGAGAGAGAGAGAGCAAAAGAAUGAGUAGGGUUUAAAUAUACCAAAUAAUAA